UGACUUAUAAGUGCUUUUGGCUUUCCUUUUUCCUAGGACUUCUCUUCCUCUCUUCUCCUUCUCCUCCAUUGACCCUUCCCCUUCACUCCCUGAACUCUUACAGCAAUGGGGCUGGGAUCUGAUGAGGCAGAGCCACCACAACUGCCCUUAUUUUCUGCCCCACCAUUUCACUCCCAUGAGCCUUCAGGCACCCUAACUCCACCACUCCACACCUCAGUCUCAGUCCCAUUCCGCUGGGAAGAGCAGCCCGGGAAGCCAAGGCCCUGCACUGCCCUGGCCACCGUUCCAAACCCAACAGACUUUUCCCGAAAGUGCUUAGAGCUCCCUCCAAGGCUGCUUUUGGAAGCCAAACUGCUUUCUCCCACCACAGUGUUGGAGGAUCCUUACGUGGGCAGGUCAAAGUUUCAGUCUUCCUCAUUCAGGAUGGAGUGUUAUGGCGGUUUCAGCCCUGAGAGAGGAGGGGAGCUUGGUGCUCUGGUUCUGAGAAGGAAAGGGAAGGAGAGAGGGUGGUUUGACUCAUGGGGGAGGAGGGUGUUGAAGGGAAAAAGAGAGGUUGGUGGGGCUGGUUAUGUCUUUCCAUCUUCUGUGGAUGGAGAGAGUGACGGUGGUGGCAGUGUGGGAGGAGAGAGUGGGAAGUUGAAGACGAAGAAGAAGAUGACAGGGAUUACAACGGUUGGGAGCAUUUCUAGUCUCUCUCAUGCCAAGCCUCAUUUCUGGGCAACAUUAAACAGAGCUUGAAGCAGGCGGCAGUUCCAUGGAAGGGUAGAAAAUUCAAGAAAGACGGGUUUGCGAUAUGAUGAUUUAGACUUGUCUGUGUGCACCGGUAUAGUGUAUCCAAAUCAAUUACCUGUCAAAUGCUCUAGCUAAAGACUUAACAACCACGGCGUUGCCCGCCGGGGCUGAAAACUGGGAUGGUCAUGAAUUGUGGGGGACUUUGUUACGGGUUAGGGUUUAGGGUUUAGGGUUUAGGGUUAGUCCCCCCUAAGGACAUGUAAAAUGAAAAAAGACUAGUUGUGUGUGUAAAAUUUAGCCCUUAUUUUACUGUUUUGCAUGCACCUCCGGUAGCUUCGACAACGGUAAAGUUGUCUUGUUGGCGAGGUUUCCGUAAAUGCUGUUUUCGUAACUGUGUUUUGGUUUAAGUAAUGUUUUGAUCUCUGUUUCCAACUUGAA
Messenger RNA from Malus domestica (apple), 1170 nucleotides. RefSeq lists its product as uncharacterized. NCBI's taxonomy places the organism in Eukaryota, Viridiplantae, Streptophyta, Magnoliopsida, Rosales, Rosaceae. The record is from RefSeq and is a predicted model, not a curated record.